CGAAUAACAUAACGGAUGCCAAGGGCGAAAAUUUGUUCCCGCGACCCUUUUGAGAGUUGCUCGAAAAUGCUUCAGAUUUCGUAAGUUUUUUUUUUUUCUUUCAAAAACGCCAUUGAAGGUUGUCUCGAAGUAUCGAUAGAUUUCGCUUUCUUUAAUAUUAGGGUUUAAACAACUGUGGAGUUUUCAGUUUCUCUUUGAAACAAUUGUAUAUUGAAAUAGUUGCUUAUGUUGGGAGAAUAUGAAACAUGGACUGUAGUAAUGAAUCUUUGAGGGUUGACAUGGGGGUAAUAGUAGGAGGAAGUGGAGAUACUACAAGUUGUAUGAGUGGUUUGAAAAGUGAAUCGGGUUAUAAUUGCAAUCAGUGUUUAAAUCUGGAAGAAAAGAUCAAGACAAUCGAAUGUAAUUGUUCCGAUUUGCGGCAGGGGAUUGAACAGGAGAGAAAUGAGUUUAAAUUGCUUGAAGGUAAGAUUGAGGUGUUGAAGAGAAGGAAUCAAGAGUUGGAAGAGCAGAUUCGUCGAAUAGAGAGUAACGGCAGUAAUGAGGAGGAAGAGAGGGUUUUGCAAUUGAUGAUCGAGAACAGUGUAUUGGAAUGCGAGAAAAAGAAGGCUGAAAGUGAUGUUGAGUAUUGGAAAUCCAAGUGUAACGAGCUACAGUUGACAGUGGCUGAAUUGGGAAAAAAGUUGGAUGCAAAAGAAGGAGAUACAACUUCAACUAGACUACAUCAAGUAAAGGGGCUGCAAGAUGAAUGUGAUAAUUUAACCCAGAAAAUCCAUCUGCAAGUAGUUGAUGAAAUGCAAAACAAGGAUGGUUUAGAUGCAAAUCCUUUUUCCUCUCAUGGAGAAAUUGGAUCUCUACUAUCUCAAGAUUCAGGAAAGUCUUUAGCAAAAACUCCAAUCUUACAAGCCAAGUUUGUGAGAGAAAACAAAGCUUUACUAUCUGAAAGUGGCAAUAACUGUGUUAACAAAGUGAGGAAGCGAUUGACAUUUGAAGAAGAAAGGGGGUCUAACAAGAGGAUGGCUCCUUCUACACCAGCUGGUGAAAGUCCUGCAAAAGUUGUUGUUAUUGACAUAACUGAAAGUGAUGAUGAAAGAACUACUGGUCCUCCUUAUACAUCAAUAAUGGGAAGUGACUAUGAAACUUCUGUGCCCCUCGGUACACCUCCCGUGCCAGGAAUUGUUUGUAGUGUACCUUUCUAUGGAUCAGGGAGCACCUUGUCCAAUGCUGAAUUGCCUUCAAAGAAUGAUUCAAAGAUGACAGUCAUUGAGCAAGGUGAAGACAGUGACAUGGUUUGCCAUGAUGAGGAGGCUUUAUAUGUUCCAACUCCAAAAAGAAGAAGAGCUUCAAACAUAAUUGCUAGUGAUAGUGACAGUGAUGAUGAUGAUAAAGUUCCAAUCUCCAUGCUCAAAACUAGGCAUUUUCGUGAAAAGAACUCUGAUGAUCAUCCCAGAGGCAACUCAACUCAAACCGGUGAUUCCGAGGAUGAAGUCAGGAAUUUGUCCCGUAGACGGCGCCUAGUGAAGCUAAGUCAAUGUGCAGGGAAAAGUGGUGGUGGCAAUGACAUAGAAGAAGUGUCAGACAGUGAAGGAGAAAGCUUAGGUGGAUUUAUAGUUAGCAGCUCUGACAUCUCUAACUCUGAUGGUGCAUUGCAAAGUAAUUCUUCUGUAGCUGAAGAUUCGAUAACUGAUUCAGAGUAUGUAUCAGAGAGUGAUUCAGAUUAUGGUGAGAUAAUAUCGAGAAUUCGAAGGAACAAAGGUGAUAAAUUAGAGUGGGAGUUUGAGGGGGACAUGCUUGCUGCCUUUGGUAAGGAUCCUGAAUUAUGUAUGAAGGCCGUUUGUGUUUUGUAUAGGCAGCAAACAUCUGAGGAGCAAUGUAGUAAAGGAACAAUAGUUCACAAUCAAAGAGGUUUUAGCCACUGUGAUGCCUUCAGGGGAAGCACCUUGGCUGAAUUUCUUACUGAUGGAGAUCCGCAAGGUGAUAUGAUGAAGUCGGUGAAGGAAUUGCAAGCUUAUGAUCCCAAGGGUAUUGAACUGUGCACAACUUUGGCGACAAGAUACUCUAAGCAGCUGUUUUCUAUUUACAAAAACAAAGAGGAUCCUUUUUUCUCAGCUCCUUGACAUAUAUAGUAUGUAUGGUUUGUUUCCUUUUGCCCAAAAUGAUGGUCCAAAAUCACUCUUCCUAACCUUGAUAUACAUUACAUCUUAGUAUGUGUAUAGUCAGUCCCUCUGUAUAUACAACCUAAAUUGUAGGUGCUUUUGCUAUCAAGAAUUAACUAUUACAACUUUUGA
This is a messenger RNA of Solanum tuberosum (potato), 2285 nucleotides long. RefSeq lists its product as uncharacterized. The record is from RefSeq and is a predicted model, not a curated record. Bases 246 to 2114 code for a protein of 622 amino acids. Lineage: Eukaryota; Viridiplantae; Streptophyta; Magnoliopsida; Solanales; Solanaceae. The transcript is spliced from 3 exons.